AUGUCCUUUGGUUCCUACACCACCCCGAGCCGUUGGGUUGUCCUCGACGAUUCAGACGCCAGGCUUCAAUACACCGGCCGGUGGUCAGAUAUCGAUGGGCAGCCCUUCGAUGACAUAGGCAACUUUGGGCCAACGUAUCGUGGCAGAAUGCAUGCAACUACAGCUGCUGAUGCUACAGUCUCGUUGAGGUUCAAUGGCACCGCCGUAUCUCUGCAAGGCUUCGCCGACGCUAUGGGCGCACCGAGUUUCAUUGAACGUGUAAAAUGGGAAUGCAUCCUCGAUGGCACCGCCGAGGAGGGAAUCAACACCAACACGGGGCUGGUUCCUCUUAACAACUACGUCCUCUGCUUCUAUCGUGACCUCUCGCCCGGUGAACAUACCUUUAGUGUGAGGAUCACUAGCAGCGGACAGAGGUUCUAUGUGGAUCGCGUCUCAUACGGCGCCAGCACCUCGACCACCCCAGAGACCGUCCAAGUCGACUAUACUGAUCCGGAACUUCAAUAUAGCGACGUAUCCUGGGAGAGGUUUGCGGGAUACCGUGUGCUGCAGACUGAUCAGCCCCAAUCGAGUGUCUCCCUCGAUUUCACCGGGACUGCGGUCGUCUGGUAUGGCAGCGCUCCAGAACCCUCCCUCAGCGCAUCGAGUGCCACUUACCAGAUCGACAAUCAAGACCCCGUUCCGUUCAAUAUCCGCGGCAACUUGGAGACGCCAGAACUCUUCCAGAAAUAUUUCGAGACAGCCGACCUGGAAUCAGGAUCCCACAAGUUGACCGUCAAGUACGAAGGAACUAUUGGCGCGAUGCCACUCUCGCUCUCCUACUUGGAGAUCAGUGGUGCCACAGGCACCGGAAUCACUGGAAAUUCGUCCUCGCCCGUGGCAACCCCAACUGCUAUUGUAGAAGGCGAGACUGGAACCCCCGUUGGACCCAUCGUGGGAGGCGUAGUGGGAGGGAUCGCCUUCCUCACCAUCCUUGGGCUAUUCGUGUGGUAUCUCGUUCGUCGCCACCGCACAGCAUCCCGGAAUCAUACUCCUGGGAUUGUCGCCUCAAGCCGCAAGAGUGUAUCGUCCGUCUCCUCUGACGAUAGCGAGAAGUACUUAAAGUGA
This is a messenger RNA of Cyclocybe aegerita, 1104 nucleotides long. Lineage: Eukaryota; Fungi; Basidiomycota; Agaricomycetes; Agaricales; Hemipholiotaceae. The record is from the annotation of a GenBank genome assembly.